GUAAAUUCUUGAAUUCAACAGCAGCUACAGUUUAUACACAUCGCACAACGUUAUCAGCAAGUGUAUAAUAUUAUUUUCGCGGUUGCAGUGUAUAAUUUGGUUUAUCGUUAUCAGUCGUCAUACUGAGAGUAAUUACGAUUAGCAAUUAGCACAAAACUUAUCAAUGGCCGGUGAGGAAGACGAUAGUACUUGGCUAAUUGAAUUGGAGUCUGCCCUCCUUGAUGGGUGUUCAGCUCAAAAAAUUAACUCGCUGACAAAAGGCAAGAAGAUUCCAGAAACCCUGAGACCUGAUGUUUGGUUACUUUGUAUGAGCUGUCAAGAUGAUGGUAAUCAGCUGCUUUUAUUUGAUGAAAUAUUUGAUUUAACCAAUCAAAAUGAAUUACGAGAUGAUGUGAAAAAGUUUGUCAAAAGACUAGGGAAUGAUGAUGAUGACAAAUUAGCCGUGGUUUCAGACAUUGAGUCUAUCAUCACAUUCUAUUGCAAAUCUAAGUCAGUCAAUUAUUCAUCCAACAAUGGUUGGAUUGAAAUUUUACUGCCCUUACUCAGUCUGAAGUUGCCUAGAGCAGAUACAUACAAUUUAUUUGAGAAAAUCAUUAAACUGUACAUUCCAAAAGGGUGCACAAAGAAUGGUAUACCAUUCCACAUACUGAGGCUUAUUCUUCAAUACCAUGACCCUGAAUUAUGUUCAUUCUUGGACACAAAGAGGAUAACUCCUGAACAGUAUAGCUUGCCUUGGCUCAGAUCUUUAUUUGCUGGUACUUGCACUUUAGAAGUAGUUCUCUUUAUGUGGGAUUUGUACUUCCAGAGGUCUGAUCCGUUUUUCAUAUUCUUCCUUUGUCUUAUAAUGGUAAUUAAUGCCAGAGAACAGUUACUACAAAUGAAGAGUGAAGAUAAAGCUAACAUUGUAGAAACACUUCGCAAUAUGCCAGCUGAUCUCGAGGCCAAUGAUGUUUCAGAUUUCUGCUCACUAGCACAUUACUAUUCAUUGAAAACCCCAGUUUCCUUUAGAGAAGAUGUGCUUGAAGUAUUAUUUUCAGAGAGCGGGUUAGAAAUUAAUUCUAAGGUAUAUUCUCAAGCAUUGUGUCUUCCUGUAGCAGUGCAUGAGUUAAUUGAGAGUGCCACUAUAGAUGCUGGAGAUGCAGACAGUGUAAAAUUCUUCCUUGUCGACUGUCGACCUGCUGAGCAGUACAAUGCAGGACAUUUGUCAACUGCCUUCCACUUGGACUGUAAUUUAAUGUUGCAAGAGCCUGCUGCUUUUAACACUGCAGUCCAAGGGCUCCUCAAUGCACAACGUCAAGCAUUAGCUGCGGGAUCUUUGGCUGCGGGAGAACACUUGUGUUUUGUUGGUUCUGGUAGAACUGAGGAGGAUAGCUAUGCACAUAUGGUAGUUGCCUCUUUUUUGAAAAGAAAUACGAAACAUGUUUCAAUGUUAGAUGGUGGUUUUGUAGCAAUACAUGACUAUUUUGGACCCCAUAUGACUGAUUGUCUUGAAGAGCAUAACCCCUCCACAUGUCUUGUAUGUGCACCAAAUAACAACAAUGACGGAUCUACACAUCAGGCUAAAGUAAGACAAAAUGUGCCAGCUAUACAACUGUUCAGUAAAUUGUCUUCGGCAAUGAAAGCUAAGAGUCAGGAAGUAACAGGUAAAUUAAUAGAUUACAUUGUGAAUCCGAAUUCAACAGUCCAUAAUGGCGAGUGGCAUGUGUCCGCGACUGAUAGAAAAGAGCAGAGGUAUCGAAAUGUACCUCCAGUAUUUAGCAUUAAUGACGAAGAUGACGAUUCACGCUCCGAUAGCCGACGCGAUGGUGCAGAUUCAGAUUUAUUGGAUGAAAUAGUAGAUAUAAAUUCAUUCCUCAAAGGGCAGAAUGUUAUUGACAGUUUUCAAUGCCAAGAGGUAUUACUAAAUGGCUACAUGCAUGAUUCUCACUUGAUAGUGACUGAGACGCAUUUGAUUGUACUUCGAGAUAUACCAAAUAAACGAGGCGCAGCCAAAGUGAUGUCACGGAGACCUCUAUCUACUAUUGUUAAAAUAACCGCGAAAAAGAGGCACCCAGAACUAAUAACUUUUAAAUAUGGGAUCCCAGACGGCGAUAAUUUAUUAAUUAAGGAUAUGGACCGAUUUCUCAUUCCAAAUGCUUCAGUUGCUACGAAAGUUGUGUCCAAUCAAAUAGUUCAACAGUUAGAUAAUAAAGGGCAAUAAACUAACAGCCAUUUUUUGUUCAAUUCUUUGUAAACUAUUAAGCUUUUCUUGUUUGUACCUAGUCUUGAAAGCUGACGUGAAUUGAUUUCGAAUUAGUAUUGUGGAAAUGUAUUUAAAUUUCGACUAAUAAUUUAAUAGCACUGCUUCAUUGCGUAAUUUAAGACACACAAAACCAUAACUACAUAAUAUUGUUAAAUAUUAAUAAUUGUGUCCAAAAAAGCAAUGGGCCAUUUCAAUCACUUCCACUUCUUGCAAAUAUAUAAAUUUCGCUUAAUAUAAAUUUAUUUUGCCGCAAUUUACUGAAUAUGAAAAGUCAUCAAAAUAAAAAAGCAUUUUAGAUUAGAAAUAUAAUACGAGAAAUGAAAAAUGUUGUAAGUAU
Messenger RNA from Hyposmocoma kahamanoa, 2579 nucleotides. It is a transcript of the gene TBC1D23, whose product is annotated as TBC1 domain family member 23. The record is from RefSeq and is a predicted model, not a curated record. Bases 164 to 2200 code for a protein of 678 amino acids. Gene Ontology annotation, cellular component: trans-Golgi network. Gene Ontology annotation, biological process: retrograde transport, endosome to Golgi. The transcript has 2 exons. NCBI's taxonomy places the organism in Eukaryota, Metazoa, Arthropoda, Insecta, Lepidoptera, Cosmopterigidae.